GUACAUAAAUGCAGAGUAAUGGAUAUGCAAUUGGGGCUUGUGGACUCUGGACUGCAGCGAUGGAUGACGGCACUUGGUACCCGCCUAUCGAACCUUCCAAUUUCGAUCUAAUCCUAAUCGGCACCGGUUUGCCGGAAUCCAUCGUCGCCGCGGCCGCUUCCGCCGCCGGAAAAUCCGUCCUCCACCUUGAUCCCAAUCCCUUCUACGGCUCUCAUCAUGCUUCGCUCCCCCUCCACGACUUCACUUCUUUCCUGCACUCCCAUUCAAAUCUCCCCUCCGCCCCUCCUCCUCCUCCUGCUCCACAGCACAACGAUGAAUCCGAUUUCCAUCUCGUGCCUCUUUGUGCACGUCAGCUCUACUCCUCCGUCGAUGUCUCCGUCCACUCUCCCGAGCCUUUGGAAUACUCCGGGAAGUUCAACAUCGAUUUGGCUGGACCUAGGGUUUUCUUAUGCGCCGAUGCUAUGAUCGACCUCAUUUUGGAGACGGGUAUCAAUCAGUAUAUUGAGUUCAAGUCCGUGGACGGGAGCUUCAUCUGUGAUGGAAACGGUAAUCUGGAUGCCGUGCCUGAUUCGCGCAGUGCGAUUUUCAAGGACAGGACUUUAGGUUUUACUGAGAAGAAUAAGUUGAUGAGGUUCUUCAAGUUGGUGCAGGGGCAUUUCGGGGACGAUGACACUGAAGGCAACUGGAUAUCCGAGGAGGAUCUGGAGAGUCCGUUUUAUAAGUUUCUGAGCAGAAUGGAUCUUUCGUCUAAGCUAAAAUCGAUUAUACUUCAUGCUAUAGCCUUGGAAGCUUAUGAUCAAGAAAAUGUGGAGUCAUAUAAAGUUCUCAAGACAAGGGAUGGGAUAAACCGUUUAGCUCUUUAUCACUCUUCAGUUGGCAGGUUCCCUAAUGCACCUGGUGCUAUGAUUUACCCCAUUUAUGGCCAAGGGGAACUAUCCCAGGCCUUCUGUCGUCGUGCUGCUGUGAAAGGCUGUAUAUAUGUUCUUCGAGUGCCAGUCAAUUUUCUUCUAAGGGACAAGGAAAGUGGAAAUUCCAAGGGUGUCAAAUUGGCUUCUGGUCAAGAAUUGUUUAGCGAUAAUCUUGUAUUAGGUCCAUCAUUUGCAAUUCCAUUGGAUCCAGUUGAAUCUUCUGCUCAUGCUCUGCAAGGCAUUUCUUUUGAUCUCAACAGAAAAGAUGUAGUAAAAGAGAAGCUGGUUAAGGGAAUAUGCAUUGCCAAGUGCUCAUUGAAAGUAGAUGUGUCAAACUGCUUGGGGUUCUUUCCUCCUCGAUCUUUGCACACUGAACAGAUGUCCUCAAUUCGUGUCUUUCAGUUGAGCAGCAAUGUAGCAAUAUGCCCCAGUGGAAUGUUUGUGACUUAUCUUUCAGUCAUAUGUGAAGAUUCUGUGCAAGGGAAGAAACUGCUAGAAGCAGCCAUUAAUGCAUUAUUCUCUGUUCCCAUUUCUGGCAAUUCUGAAAAUGAUCAUCCAAAUGCAAAACCGGCUAUACUUUGGAGUGCCUUGUACACACAGGAGCUGACAGAGGAGGAAUCAUUUGGUUCCAUCAUUUCGGUCCCUACACCCGACGGAAAUCUGCACUACAACGAUAUUCUGGCUGCAUCACGCAAGAUAUUCGAGAAAUUGUACCCUGGCGAAGAAUUCUUACCGAAGGCCACAUCGCCUGAGGAGAAUGUGUCUUCCGCCACUGAAGGUGACGGCGACGAGUCCAUUGGAAUAUAAUUUGAUAGAGAUGAGCUUUUGAGGGGGUCCCACGUUCAUGUGUCCCCCUGAAGGUAACAUGGGGCUUUUAUACAAGGUCCAUUUUAGCAUAUUAUUGGCACCAAUUUACCACAGCUGUAGAAAUAGUUUCCCGCCCUGAUUUCUAUUGUUAAUGUGCGUGUGGGGCCGGGUAGAGAAAUGUGCCAAGUUCUGAAGAGUUACUGUGCGUGUUGGGCUGGGUAAAGAAAGGGGCCAAGUUUUAGAAUUAUAAAUAAAUUAUUUUUUCUUUUAUUUUCGCGACUAUAACUGCACGUAAAAGUGUUCCCCACAGGAUUCAAAUGUUCCGCGUAGUAAAUAAACAAAUGGGCG
Cuscuta campestris is the source of this 2063-nucleotide messenger RNA. The record is from the annotation of a GenBank genome assembly. NCBI's taxonomy places the organism in Eukaryota, Viridiplantae, Streptophyta, Magnoliopsida, Solanales, Convolvulaceae.